Molecule: messenger RNA, 1505 nt
Organism: Branchiostoma belcheri (Belcher's lancelet)
Lineage: Eukaryota; Metazoa; Chordata; Leptocardii; Amphioxiformes; Branchiostomatidae
Product: prostaglandin E synthase-like
Exons: 3
Coding region: 348-803 (151 amino acids)
Biological process (GO): prostaglandin biosynthetic process
Cellular component (GO): membrane
Molecular function (GO): prostaglandin-E synthase activity
Source: RefSeq, a predicted model, not a curated record
GGUGCUCACCUGUUGUACCCGCACGUUACACCGCUGGAAAAAGAUCUCGACUGUGCUGGAAGCGUCACAACAACUGACUUUCUUUCUGCCCAUGAUCUCUUGUUGUCUCGGGAACAGUCAUACCCCGACGCCCGAAUUUCUGCCGCCCUUUCACAACUUGACCGUGAUUGAUUCGCCGUAAAAUCGACAAGAAAACCGGUGAAGCCAUUCGUGUAACAAGGACGGUUCCAUCCACCCCAGGAGGCCCACGUAUUAUCGUUCUCAGAGCUAAGGCCGGCUCGAGUUACAAAGGCGACACUUCUAAAUCUCAGACUGCGAGGCCAGCGGACGAGAAAGACAACCCCAACAUGUCUGCGUUUUUGGAUUUCAGGAACCCGACUUUCAGAUCGUUUGCCUUCUACUGUAUGGUCCUGAUACUGAAGAUGUUCACCGUUUCUAUCAUCACGGGACAGUUGAGACUCAGUACUAAGUCGUUCCUAAACCCAGAGGACGCAGACCGUCAUGGCGGACCGGAGUUCGUCAGGAGUCACCCGGAUGUAGAGCGGGCUGUCAGGACUCAUCGUAACGACCUGGAGAACAUCCUCCCGUUCGUCCUGAUCGGGUUGUUCUACGUGCUGAGCGCCCCGAGUCAGACGGUAGCCGCCUGGCACUUCCGCCUCUUCACCGCCGCCCGUCUCAUGCACACCGUGGCCUACCUUGCAGCUCUCAAGGCUCCCACUAGGAGUCUCUCCUACACUGCCGGACUGGUCGUGUCUAUUUCUAUGGCCGUGCAAGUUGUUCUGACAACGUUCCGGAGAGAUUGAGUUAAUUUUCGACUCGAUCUUUGGGUGGCAACACUCUUCCGCGAUAUCUGUGCCCGUCUGUAUCUCUACCAGACAUAUUUUACUAUUGUUACGUGUAUUUUGUAUCUGUAUGUUUUAUAUGAGCGAGUCAUGCCUGGAAUAAAGAAAUAAAGGAAGCCAGUAUCAAAUCGGCAAGGCAGUAUCAAUUGGCCAGCAUUUUCAAAUACGCCACCUAAGAACCUUUGAAACAACAAUGUGUCUCUUACGUGUCGUGAUCGUGACUGGUGGUUUUUUUUAGUCGUGAGCUGUUUUACUCGAUGUAUAUAAAUAGUGAGCUGAUGUACAGUAGUGUCUUCUAGACAACGUCCUCAACGUGAACUUAGUAUUGCAUAUCUUAGUCUUUACCACACCUUUUGGGUUAUAAGGCGGUGCCUAUCUCUGGUUCUAUGUCCUUGGGCCACACCGUUGUGCAAGUGAGAAUUCUCGACUUAAUUAGCUGAGAAGACCACAAAUUCAGGUACUCGACAUAUCAUUUUCAUGUCACUGACAUAUUUAUUGCUAGUAUACAACAUACAGUAGAGAUGAGCAGUAAAUAUUCAAUGACACUCUUUACAUCAACGAGCAGAAUAUGAAUCCUGUAUAUUUCACUAGAGGCAUGGUUAAUAUUACUUCACAUCAUGCUGACUUUCCCUCCAAACAUCGUUAAUAAAGUUGCAAACACUA